Molecule: messenger RNA, 4208 nt
Organism: Amblyraja radiata (thorny skate)
Lineage: Eukaryota; Metazoa; Chordata; Chondrichthyes; Rajiformes; Rajidae
Product: rab11 family-interacting protein 5
Exons: 5
Coding region: 1-1620 (539 amino acids)
Biological process (GO): regulated exocytosis
Cellular component (GO): early endosome; recycling endosome; phagocytic vesicle
Molecular function (GO): small GTPase binding
Source: RefSeq, a predicted model, not a curated record
AUGGGGGAGAAGCAGGCAGAUAGGGUUCCAACUGCAGUCUCUUCAUCACAGUCGGCAGCGUUCAACCUUUCCCUCAGCAGGCGUAGGAGGCUGAUGAGUGACCUUAUUGAGAUAUGGUACAAGUUGUCGUCGAAGCCGGGCAAGAAGGAGAAGGAGCGGGGGGAGAUCCAGGUGAGCGUGCAGUUUGUGCGCAACAACCUGACGGCCAGCAUGUUCGACCUGUCGUCCAAGGAGAAGCACCGGUCGCCGCUGGCCAAGCUGAGGGACAAGGUGAAGGGCAAGAAGAAGCACCAGUGGCCAGCGGGCGACUCGGCCUCCGCCAUCGUGCCCAGCAGCGUCGGGCAGCUGACCAGCGACGACGACCUCAGCGAGAAGGGCGCGCCCGAGAAGAGGUCCAAGAAGGGCUUCUUCUCCCGGCACAAGCUCCACCGAUCGUCCUUGACCAAGUCCAACUCCUCGCUCAGCUCGCAGCACAGCGCAAGGUCCAUGGAGAGUGCGGACAGUAACACCGCGGUGGCUGGGCAACUGUCUCCCAACAUGCCCACCAGUCCAAGGCUCGCCUACCCACCAAUGCCCGUGCCAAGUACCAAUCCGUCCUUGGCCAAGUUAUUGACACACAAGAGGGCUCUCAGCGAUGAGGUCAACCAGGUUCUGGAGGUCCACCCGAGUCACCUGGCCCUCAAGACCAGCGCCAUAUCCCGGUCUCUGCUCUGCAUCAACGGCAGUCAUGUCUACCGCGAGGAGCCUUCCGCCAAAUCCGCUGGCGGUCUGUCGCCCAUGCCCGCCCCUGUGUGUCACGCCCAUCACCACGUGGGCUGCAAGGCGGAGGCACCGGGGGCUUCGGCCGAGGGUCGGCAGCGGCCGGACGAGCCGGAGGUCAGGGUGGUCCCUCCUGCCAUCACGGUGAACGCCGGGGUGGUGGCAGGGCCCAGCUCCGACGGCCAGGGCCAGGAGACGGAGACGGUGACGGUGACGGAGACAGUGGGGGGCGGGCAGGGGGCCAAGCCAGUGCACGCAGCCGUCCCCAUCCUUUCCACCGCCGACCCCCCCAGGGCCCAGCCGCCAGCCGAGGACAGGAAAGCCAGCGUCUUCCCCUUCGGGAGCGACCCGGAGACUAGGCCUCCACGCACCCCCUCCCCUGUGCGGAAGUCCAGCUCACUGGCAGAGAGGAGCAAAGCCAGUGGGUGGUUUCUGAAGGACAACCAUCACAAGCCAAGCCCUCACCCUGUGAAGCCCAUCACUGCCGCGGCCCUGGGGGUUACGGAGAAGAGGUCUGCCCGCUCGCACCUCAGCAACACGCUGACCAGUGGGCUUGAGAAGCUGAAGAGCGUGACGACUGGACACAUCAGCCCAAUGAGGUCGCCCGUGUCAGGACGCGAGGAGCAGGAAGCCGUGAAGGAGUCCAAGCUGGCAGACCCAGUGCAGCACUACUACCACCUGACCCACGAUGAACUCAUCAAGAAGAUCCUACAGCACGAGUCGCAGAUACAGAAGACGGAAGAGCACGUGCGGGACCUGGAGGAGUACAUUGACCUCUUGUUGGUGCAUAUCAUGGAGCAGAACCCGAGCAUUCUCCAGACAGUGAGCGAGAAGAUGAAGGACAAGACAGCUACCAAAUGAACCCCCCCCCCCUCAAAUGUGCCUCACCCUUUCGUACCCUGGAAUCACAUGCAAAUCGUGCAGCGGGUAUAAAAGGAUCUCAUCAUUUGCUGUAAACUGACCAGGUCUGUUGAUGGUCAUUUGGCAUCAAGAGACGGCAAUAGACAAGAGAUGGCAAAGGGUGAACCAGACUCGGGAAUGUUCAUAAGUUCAGCUCAUAAGUUAUAGGAGCAGAAUUAGGCCAUUCGGCCCAUUCAAUUAUGGCUGAUCUAUCUCUCCCUCUCAACCACAUUCUCCUGCCUUCUCCCCGUAACCCCCGACAACAAAGAAUGCCUUGGUUUGGGACAAACCGUAAGUGUAUACAAACAGUCCUAUGUUGGGCGACUGUUUCUCAGCUGGCUUGGAUGCACCGAAUUCACGAGCAGUUCAUUUUUGACAUGAGCACAAUGAGACUGCCGUGGCGAAUGAAAAGAAUAAAGAGUCCAACGAGCUAGUGCAGUAAGAAAUCUUCGAGGGUGAAAGUUGCGUGAUAUAUUGCAUUGAAUCUGCGCUACGCCAGACUGCCGUGCCUUUGCAAGCAUGUAACAUAAUCCAUUUAAGAUAGUAGAAAGCACUGAAACGACAGUAUUUUAGUUUGCAUUCACGUGUAUCUUCCAGCCAGCCUGCUUUAAUACUUUGGGAGAUACGUAUCUCUUGUUUAGAAGAUUCAUUCGAGCGUCCCAAUCAAAGGCAAUCUGAUGUUUGUCUUCCCCCCGUCUGUUUUGGCUGCAUAGCCUUUGUAAAUAGCUGGGUAUGAGAAUUAUCUUCUAUGCAAUUCAUAGUAUUAUCAAUGCCAUACUACUGUGCUGUAAAAACGGCGGUAUGGGUACUCCCAAUAAUACAUUGUGAAGCCGAACUUGCCAUGCACUGCUUGGGGCAACUGCAUUCUGGUGAUUUGGUGCAGCUUCCUGUCGGAUGCAUGAAACUUUGGGUUAGUAUCAUAAUCUGAUCACAGCAUGGGAUAGACAUCGAGACGAUGAACGAGCCCAAAAAUCCACACAAGAGCACUUUCCAGCAAGGUUUAAGCUAGCAAAGGGGAGGUCGGAGUGUUCACCUCAAUGUGUGGUGAGCUUGGCCAUGAUCCGCUAGCAUACAGCUUCAAGUGGUACGUUGACAGUCAAGGAGGGGGAGCAACGCCGGAAGGACAUGAACAUGCUUCCGAGCUUAACUCCUUUUUUGAAGUGAUGACAUUAGCCGAGUAACUUGAGAACAAUCCUUUGCUCCGUGGUGGUCCACCACGCUUGCAUCCAGUCACCAAUGAUCGUAAAAGAACCUCAAAUGAAAGAUGCGCAGAACAGCUUUUUAGUUUCUGAAGCCAAAUCGCACACGUUUUAGCAGGAGCCACGUUCGUGAGUUGAAGAUAUUUCUGAGUCUCUCAGGAAAUCACUUAAGUAUUACAGCUGCAGUUAUUUUUGUAAGGGGAGAGGUGGGUGGGGUGGGGAGUCUCUCAACUGGAUGCCAUUUCUAAAGAUUACUUAUAACAUGACAUCCAGAAGAUUCUGUUGUCUUAUUUUAUCUAAUGCUAUCUUGACUUUCAAGUAUUUGAAAACUGACUGUUCUCAAGGCAAAUCCGCUGUGGGGGGGAAGAAAAUUUAAACCUGAGCAAAUUAAAUUGUGAACAAAAGAUUAAACAUUCAGUGUGUGAGAAGGAACUGCUGAUGCUGCAUAAAGACUGAAGAUAGACACAAAAUGAUGGAGUAACUCAGCGGGUCAGGCAGCAUCUCUGGAUAAAAGGUAUAGGUACCGUUUCUGGUUAAGACCCUUUCAUCAGACUGAGAGUCAGGGAGGGGAAAAACUAGGGGUAUGAGAAGGUGCAGAACAAAGCAGAGCCUGCAUCCAUAACUCAGGAAAGGUGGAGCCCACAAUGAUCCAUUGUUGGCUGGGGAUGAGAUGAUAAUGAAGUAAUUCAUACGGUAAAAUUAGCAAGAGGACUAGGGUGGGGGAGGGGCGGUGAGACGGAAAGCACGAGUUAGACUUGACCGAAAUGACUUUAGUUACGACCCGAAAUGUCACCUAUUCCUUUAUUUCACAGACGCUGCCUAACCCGUUGAGUUACUCCAGCAUGUUGUACCUACCAAAGGGUCAGUAUUCUGCUGCACAGUAGGACCUUGUUUUUAAGUCGGCAUGUGUGGUAAUAUUGCAGGAAUUAAGUUGUCAUCCUCGGUGAGGUUUCACCAGCCACGUAGGGCUGGAGGAACAUCAAUUCAACACUUGUUUUGUGGAUUUAAAUUAUUGGUGAGAAAGUAAACCCGUAAUUAUCGCGUGUGUUUGCUUUGAAGAGGUAUUGAUUUCCUCCACUCCGUUGGUUCCUGCCUUACAGCCUUUGUGUAGGACUCCUGCUACACUUUGCAAAACUCCCGGCUCACAUUGUGCGAUGGGAUCGCAACAUGCCUUGCGGUAUUAUUAGCUAGAGAAUCCCGUCCACAACGAUUUCUCCAAUUGCCUUUGCCAUUGUAACUGGUGUGUACAUAGACAUAAUGAAAAUAAAUUGUGUGGAGAUGGAGCCUUCACAAAUUGCUACCUGUUAAUAAAAUUAUAUCAUGAAUAAUAAAACGAGCUUUUUCUUUCAA